This is a messenger RNA of Aspergillus calidoustus, 570 nucleotides long. The record is from the annotation of a GenBank genome assembly. Lineage: Eukaryota; Fungi; Ascomycota; Eurotiomycetes; Eurotiales; Aspergillaceae.
AUGUGGAUUAUCAACUGGUUCUACGACCUUCUAUCGUCCCUUGGCUUGCUCAACAAGCAUGCCAAGCUCCUGUUCUUGGGACUCGAUAAUGCUGGAAAGACGACUCUUCUGCACAUGUUGAAGAACGACCGAGUCGCCAUCCUUCAACCUACCGCUCAUCCCACAUCGGAGGAACUUGUCAUCGGAAACAACCGCUUCACGACCUUCGACCUUGGUGGUCACCAGCAAGCCCGGCGCUUGUGGAAGGACUACUUCCCCGAAGUCAGCGGCAUCGUCUUCCUUGUCGACGCCAAGGACAUUGAGCGCUUCCCCGAGUCCAAGGCCGAACUCGAUGCCCUCCUCGCCAUGGAGGAGCUCUCCAAGGUGCCCUUCCUGGUCCUCGGAAACAAGAUCGACCACCCCGAUGCCGUCAGCGAGGACGAGCUCCGACACCAGCUUGGUCUGUACCAGACGACGGGUAAGGGCAAGGUGCCCCUUGAGGGCAUCCGGCCUAUUGAGGUCUUUAUGUGCAGUGUUGUUAUGAGGCAGGGAUACGGCGAGGGUAUCAGGUGGCUGUCUCAAUAUGUCUAG